AUGCAGAAUUUCUCCAUGGAAGCGCAGUUUCGACCCGCCGUGAAGCCCGAUCGCAAGCUCAAACAACUGCCAUCUGGCAGGGACACGCCGUUCGAGGAAGUGCAGCAGUUUGUUGAGCAUCUUCAGUCGUCUGUGCCUCAUUUCAAGGGCAAGAAGAGCUCGAAAUCGAAACACAAGAACAGCUCUAGUCUCAGUAAUAGCGCGAACGAUGACACUGCGGGACACUCGCUUCGGAUCGAAAAGGGACGCAAGGUUGAGAUGCAUCUGGACGUGAUCGCUGGAGACACGAUCCGAUGGGAUUUCUUGGCGAAAAGUAGCGAUUUCUGCUUCGUCGCGACGUAUUUCCACGAGGACCAACAGCAAGUUGUGUGUCGCACCGACGGCGUUAAGAACAUGGCAAUUGUUGGCGCUUUCGAGGUCGAACACAACGGCAGCUUCGUGUUGAUGUGGCAGAACACGCAGAAAGGGUUUACUAUGGAUAGAAAUGGGAUAAAGAUCAAGUAUGACGUCCAACAUACUCGCUCAGCUGCUAGCGAACCUCCGGUAAAUGCUGCGACUGUGGAGCCUGUCGCGUCUCCACAGUCCGAGGAAGAUAAGCUGGAGACUAGCGACAAAGCCCGAAGACUUACUGACGAACAGAAAUGCGAAGUUUUCCGCCAAUUAAACCACAUCCCGAACCCACUCACGACUACUACCGCGUUCGUGGACUACUUUAAGCUCAAUGAGCUUGCGAGUGAGCCGAACGAAGCUCUCGAGUCGAAGAAGAAGUCAUUUUUCAAGGUGUUUGAGGACAAGAAACAACCGACGUCGACCGCAUCGUCUUCGAGAAACGGUACAGCUGAGACGGCUUACAGUAUGAAGAACACAUACCGGAGUCUGACACUUGUACCCACUGCGCGUCGAAUGCACAAAGACUUUGAAGCCAAAGUUGUCAUGACGGAGAAAUUUCCGUUCCAACUCCGAGAUUUCCUGCCAAUUAUCAAGUUCAUUUCCACUACGGGAGAACACGUGAAGAACCUCGACGAGUUUUUCCAGAUGGUACGUAGUGUGGAUGUCGACUGUGUAAGGUACGGCGACUGA
Molecule: messenger RNA, 1080 nt
Organism: Phytophthora infestans T30-4
Lineage: Eukaryota; Oomycota; Peronosporomycetes; Peronosporales; Peronosporaceae
Exons: 1
Coding region: 1-1080 (359 amino acids)
Source: RefSeq, a predicted model, not a curated record